AUGCAAACGUUUGGACACAGGGAUUUGGUUCUCUAUUUUCUUCUUACCACGAUAAUCAUCACCUACGAUGGGCAGUUCUUCCAGUUUUUGUUUUUUCUUGUUCAAAACUCGCCAUUUCUUAUUGUCAAAUUCCCCUACAUUUAUCUUACUAGAAGAAUUGUAUGUGCAUUUCCUUUCCAAUCAAACUUCUCCCAGCGAGCCACUAAUAGCGAAUACUUGGUGGUUCAGAUGCUAAGAUAUCUUUACAAGAUCCUCCCAAUGAGCAGCACUGCGCGGAUAUUCUUGGACCAACGUGUUUUUGAGAUUCUUCACAGAAUAAGGAGAAUCAGGGAGUUCAACGACGGUUUGGGUGACAUUUUGUUUAGCAGGUAUCUGAACGUUGGAGAAGGUCAACAGGAUACGGAGGGCUUGUGGAUUUACUCCAAAAGCAGAGCUGACACCAAGCCCCAUGAUAUAUUGGUUCUUUAUGUUCAUGGCGGUGCUGGUUUUGGAAGAGGAACAAGUCAUAUGUAUACUGAAUACUUGUCUAUUUUCACAUUGAAUUUGUUGGAGCAGGGAUUCUCCAACCCAGGAAUCUACGUGCCUACUUUUCCUGACGACAAGUUUGACAAGUAUCCCCAUCAACUUGGCACUGUUUUGAAAGCGUACGAAUAUUUGACUUCUAUUUCCAAUGAAAAUUGCCAUUUGGCUGUUAUGGGUGACUCCAGUGGUGCUACAUUGUGCUUGUCAUUAUUAUUGACGUUGGCCGAACCAUCCCCCAUGCUUGUUCGAACUCUACUAGCAUCUCAGAAGGAGAAACUCAAAAUUGAAACUACUGAACAACUAGCGGAAUAUUACCAGAACUUGAAAAAGCCGGCAGUGGCAUUGCUUGUCUCACCAAUUACAAAUUUGUUUACCGACGAUACUGGGAGCCUCAAAAGUACAACUUCUAAAGAUGACUACUUGAGCGUUCAAGUAGUGAGAGGUUGGGCACAAGAAUACCUCCAGGAUUCUCUUUAUUAUGAAGAAUACAAGGAUAGUGAGCUAGCUUACUUCGAUCCUGGACAAGUGCAAGAUAAGACCUGGUGGAAGAGAGCCAUGCCCAAGUAUGGAAUGCUUAUCAGUUAUGGUAGCGAAGAAUUACUCGCUCCUGAAAUUGAGACUUUUAUCCUGAAACUACUGGACGAAGAGAUUGGAUCCAAAAUCAGAGUUGACAAACAGGAUGCACAGGUUCACAAUUGGGGUUUACUCGCCUUCUACACUGAGAGGUUAAUCGACCACCGUGAAGUCAGUCUCCAGAUUUUCUCUUCUGUCAUUUCAAGAAUGUUGCUCUGGAAUACGGUCAGCUACUUUGACUCUGGUGCAAAGCAUCCUACCAAUAUUGUAACGAUUGAUGAAGACUAUGUUUGA
Messenger RNA from Scheffersomyces stipitis CBS 6054, 1389 nucleotides. RefSeq lists its product as uncharacterized. The transcript has a single exon. Lineage: Eukaryota; Fungi; Ascomycota; Pichiomycetes; Serinales; Debaryomycetaceae. Bases 1 to 1389 code for a protein of 462 amino acids. The record is from RefSeq and is a predicted model, not a curated record.